GUUCUCUGGGCUAGCACUUGCGUACCUCUAUUGCUGAUUCGCGCCACCGUACGGCAACACAGCAAGCCCACCUACCAGCAUAGUGGUGGUUCGCAUUGCUUCAGGGGCCUUUGGUCCGGACCCCACUCUUUUACAUGACUUGUCCCAUUUCCUGUAGUCUCUCCAGGUAACGUUGUAGUGGCUGCCAGGCCGCCAGGACGCCGCCACACCACAAUCAUGAGACCUGCACAUGCAUCGCCAAACGCUCCAUCUUCUUCAAAGCGACCCCGUGUUGACAGCAAUGGAAUUGAGGAACCGGCGACCAGGCGCCGACUCCGAGUCAGCGAGGCCUGCGAUACUUGUCGCAUUCGAAAGGAUCGUUGCGACGGUGGCCGGCCUACUUGCAACAACUGUCUGCAUGCCAGACGCGAUUGCAGCUAUCGACCCACCAAAAAACGUGGUCUGAGGACUGGGUACGUUCGAGCAUUGGAGACCCUGCUUGGACUACUCCUCAGUAACGUGCAAGGCCUUGAUCCAUGGGUGACAUCUUUGUUUGAGGGGCAAGAAGUGGUUCCUUCGUUCCAGUUCAGUCAACUCGAAAGCGAACCCACAGCCGCGUCAGUCGAAGCCUUCAUCGAUACUUGGCGGAAAAGCACAUUGCUGAAACGGAUCGAGCAUGCCUUGUCCGCGGAAAGUAACGACGACAGUGACGGCACUGAAUCUGGCAAUGUUUUCGACCGGAAGGCAUUACAAGCAUCCGUUCUCGCUGCUAACAUGCUUCGUAUGUGCGACACUGCGACUCAAGAGAUCUUCGAUGCUUCUCUUCCGACACCCAUGGAGUCCCAAAUAGCUUCACGCAUGCUUCAGAUUGAAGGCCCUAUCACUCGACCUCGCUCACCGUAUCGUAACAAUUGUCCUACCGAGGCUCUGACAGAAUUUGAGCCGAUUGUUCUGUUACCAUCAGACCUAGACUCAUCCUCAGACGCUCGUAAUGACACCGUUUGUCAAACAGCUGGCGUUUCUCUACCGGUCAAUUGGCGGUCCCUACUCGACAUUUACUUCUCUACAACACACUGCUGGCUUCCUAUGUGUCAAAAACAUGAGUUGCUGCGCACAGCCUAUGUAAUGGCUGGCGAAUCUGUCGGCCAGCCUGCAGGAGCUCCAACAUCUCUGGGCGAGCGCGCUUUCUUGACGGCAAUCUUUUCAUAUGCCACAUUCCUACAAGAUUCUGAGGACGCUGGGACGGCUGUUACCAAGGAACCUACAGUUGUGGAGCGAGCAGUAGCCAGCUGGACUGCUGUCAGAGUCCUGUUACCCGAUGACUUCGACGCCUACGAAAUCGGACAUGUACGCACUCUGCUGAUAUUGACUUUGAUGAACAUCGCUUGCGGCGACCGAAAACAGUCCUGGAUCAGUAUCGGUAGCGCCGUGUAUCACGUAACAGUACUGGCUAAGCCCUAUCUUCAACAAAAAAGGUCCACUAAAGAUCUUGAUGAGGGUACACGACGAAUACUACUGUGCUGCAUGAGCCUGGAUUGUCUCGUAGCUGCAUGGAUGGGCAUCCGACCUUACUUCACACGCUCAGAUAUAUGCAACGUAGGACCUCUCCUGGCUGACAGCUUAGAAGAGUGGGAGCCAUGGAAGUCUCACGACCCCUUAAUCAACGUCGAAUCCAACCCCCAAGCUCCAAGUCGAAGUCUCAGCACAUUCAACGCGGUCAUUGAUUCUGUGAGCGUUCUCAAUGACUUGCUGAGAGUCUCUAAUGGGAGUCUGGCCAGGAAGUGCUCUCAUCUCUCACAGGAAAUCACCUCAGACUGGUCACAGCGUAUCCCCUCCACCCCAGAUUCCAUGGAAACGUCUCGUAACCCGCAGCAGUUCAGUUGCUACUUGCUUGCUAACUCUGUCAGAGAGCUGAUCAGGCUCCACACAGAAUAUGGAGCAUCUGAUCAAACACAUCAGAGUAACCCCAGCUUGCUAUCUUCGAUUGACAGUGUCUCCCAAGAUUUUGUCAAGGUCACGGGAAAGAUAUUCGUUGCCCCCAUCUGCAGGAUCUCUCUGUUUUUGCUGCGUCUCUCAAAGGAUCCUGGCUCCCAGCCAAGGGGUGAAUUUGGAAAAGAGCUCGAAAGCCUGAGAGACUGGCCCAAUUUCUUACAAAGCAAGAGAAUCUUGAACGCACAUGAUACACAGACCGAACUAUCCCUGAGAAACCAACAUCAGCUCCAUGAAACUGAGGGCCACAUUGAAUCUCAUGAUCGAACAAAUGAGCACCCGGACUUACUAGGGACUUGGUCCGAGAAACGCGGCGACGAACUCAGCUCACGACAGGCCGUCAAUUACCUGAACCCAGAAGACACUGUUCUCGCUCCCGCUGGGGCUACCAUUCACGACCAGUCGAUAUCCUUUUCCAAUAUGAGUCCGCUGACUUUGAUGCCUACGACAGGCUCUAACGGCAUAGAAGUUGCUCUGUCUGAAGACGACCUUUUUCAAAAUCUGGCGAGUCUGGACUCUGCCGAUUGGUUGGCGAAUCUCCCUGACUUUAUGAUGCACCUUGGCGCUCCGAAUUGUUCCAUUAGCAGCAUGGACAAGUUCCUCGAUGUGGACCCUAGUUGACAUAGUCACCAUACUGCAUUGGGUUAGCAGGCGGCCUUGAACUUUGCCGACUCUUACUGCACGUUUAAUGGACAGCGUCACGACCUUGUUACCAUUCAAUCCGCAACCCUAGUCUACACCCUCCAUUCUGUCACAAAAAGUCAUUGAAGAAGAUUGCAGCGCACAAUGACCGCUUUCAAACCCGCCAUCCUAUCUGCAUCGCUCGGUCGUGCUUGGCUACAUGAUUUCGAGAAAAAGGUGCAACACGCUGCAGAAAAAGGCUUUGAAGGCAUCGAA
This is a messenger RNA of Boeremia exigua, 2865 nucleotides long. RefSeq lists its product as uncharacterized. Lineage: Eukaryota; Fungi; Ascomycota; Dothideomycetes; Pleosporales; Didymellaceae. The transcript has 2 exons. The record is from RefSeq and is a predicted model, not a curated record. Gene Ontology annotation, molecular function: DNA binding; DNA-binding transcription factor activity, RNA polymerase II-specific; zinc ion binding. The coding region runs from base 217 to 2589 and encodes 790 amino acids. Gene Ontology annotation, biological process: positive regulation of transcription by RNA polymerase II; DNA-templated transcription.